Trichobilharzia szidati is the source of this 1884-nucleotide messenger RNA. Lineage: Eukaryota; Metazoa; Platyhelminthes; Trematoda; Strigeidida; Schistosomatidae. The record is from the annotation of a GenBank genome assembly.
AUGUUAGCCCAGCAAACCAACCAGACCUCUACAAGUAAUCGAGGUCAUCGUGGGUCUGGUACACCUUCUCAAAAGAAGGACGAACGUCAGCAUUCAGGAAAACAGAAUAAUAUGCAGCAAGAUGCACCACGUUCUUCACGGGAAGGAAAUACACUACUCGUUGGUCCAAAUUUUCGAGUUGGCAAAAAGAUUGGUUGUGGAAAUUUUGGAGAGCUUCGUCUAGGUCGUAAUUUAUAUACCAAUGAAUAUGUUGCUAUUAAAUUGGAACCAAUGAAAACACGUGCUCCCCAGUUGCAUUUAGAAUAUCGAUUCUAUCGUUUAUUGCUCAGUGGUGGUGUAGUUGGCUUCCCUAUGGUUUAUUAUUUUGGACCAGUUGGUCGGCAUAAUGCACUUGUUAUGGAAUUGCUUGGUCCAUCAUUGGAAGAUUUAUUUGAAUCGUGUAAACGUCAAUUCUCCCUGAAAACAGUCCUCAUGAUUGCUAUCCAAUUGCUUCGACGUAUUGAAUAUGUACAUUCAAAGCAUUUAAUAUAUCGUGAUGUGAAACCAGAAAAUUUUCUUAUUGGACGUCAAUAUUAUAAUAGACAUCGUACUAUAUAUAUUAUUGAUUUUGGUUUAGCUAAAGAAUAUAUUGAUCCUGAAACACAGAAACACAUUCCUUAUCGUGAGCAUAAAAGUUUAACUGGUACUGCACGAUAUAUGAGUAUUAAUACACAUUUAGGCAAAGAACAAUCACGACGUGACGAUCUAGAGGCUUUAGGUCAUAUGUUUUUAUAUUUCUUACGUGGAAGUUUACCAUGGCAAGGUUUAAAAGCUGAAAAUCUACGUGAACGUUAUCAGAAAAUUGGUGAUACAAAACGUGCAACACCUAUCGAUGUUUUAUGUCAUGGUUAUCCAGAAAUGGCCACCUAUUUAAGAUAUGUCCGGAGUUUAGAUUUCUUUGAAGAACCCAAUUAUGAAUAUCUACGCUGGGGAUUUACAGAUCUAAUGCAACGAAAAGGUUGGGAAUGUGAUUGGGAAUUCGAUUGGUGUAGUCGACCAUUACCUGGUGCUAAGCCUCCAGGAUCUUCACACACUUCAGGCGGUGGACAAGUCACAAAUCCACCAUUGACAAAUCUCCCACCUGGUGGUGGUGCUGGUAAUACAAGUUGUAUGAAUAAUGGUGUACAAAAUGCUUCUGGUCUUACCUCACCAACUCAUCAGCAUACAGUGAAUGGUAAUCAACAACAAACUCCUGGUGCUAGUAAUGAUCAUGGCUUGACUGGUGGUGGUACACCCUUGUUAGGUCCUGGUGGUGGUGGUGGUGGUGUUGGAUCUCAUUGGCCGCCAGCACCACCACCAUCACAGCUUACUGGUGGUGGACAAUCAAACAACAUGCCUGGCGGCGGCGGCGUCGGUUAUCCAACAAAUGAAGAUAAUGGUGUUGGGGGUGGUGGUACCUCACCGAAUGAAUUACGCUAUAAAGUUGAUGAAUAUUUACCUCCAUAUUUUGGUCAGCCUGGUAAUCAAACUGUUAUGCACAGUGGUCUACUCGGUGCUAAUAAAGUCACUUCACCAAAUGAUGGUGUCGGUGUACUAGAGGAUAUUGGACCGGCUGGUGCUAUGCCUGCUUCAAAUUCUACUGGUCUACCGUAUGGCGCAAAUACCGGUGGUGGAAUGCACUUUCGUAAUGCAACUGGAUUGUAUAGUGGUCCAGAUGAAAGUAUGGCUAGAGAUAUGGAUAAUAUGGGCAUGGGAAUUGGUGGUGGGAUGACAACAGAGACAACAGCACCAGAGAAUGCUGCUACUGGCGGUGGUGAACAGGAUGACCUGCAGAGUCAAUCAGGUUGUUGUGGUUGUCUUGGUCGACGUUCAAAAGGUCGACGACUUCGAUCUCAGUUUAUAUGA